AUGGGUCCUCCCUCAUCCUCCCGGACGAUCAACUACCUCUCCUCCACCGCCACCAUUGCCGUGAUCCGCCAUGGGUGUGUGUUUGCACGUGGGUUUAUUGAUUUUCGUGAAGAAAUCAAAGCCCACACUCUGGCUGAGGAUGUUUGGAGGUUAUACUUCGAUGGUGCUGCAAAUCAGAAGGGGUUUGGAAUUAGUGUACUAUUAAUAGCACUCGACGGGUCUCACAUCCCACUCGCCUUCAGGCUAAAGUUUGAGGUUACCAAUAAUCAACCAGAAUAUAAGGCUUGCAUUGUGGGAAUGGAAGCAGCAAUUGAGAUCGACAUAGAGAAAUUGGAGGUGGUGGGAGAUUCCAACUUGGUAGUGUCGCAGGCCAACGGGGACUGGAAAUUCAAGGAGGAAAAACUGAAGCCAUUCUAUUAG
This is a messenger RNA of Rhododendron vialii, 420 nucleotides long. RefSeq lists its product as uncharacterized. The transcript has 2 exons. Gene Ontology annotation, molecular function: RNA-DNA hybrid ribonuclease activity; nucleic acid binding. The coding region runs from base 1 to 420 and encodes 139 amino acids. NCBI's taxonomy places the organism in Eukaryota, Viridiplantae, Streptophyta, Magnoliopsida, Ericales, Ericaceae. The record is from RefSeq and is a predicted model, not a curated record.